This is a messenger RNA of Anguilla anguilla (European eel), 2495 nucleotides long. RefSeq lists its product as uncharacterized. Lineage: Eukaryota; Metazoa; Chordata; Actinopteri; Anguilliformes; Anguillidae. The coding region runs from base 314 to 1741 and encodes 475 amino acids. The record is from RefSeq and is a predicted model, not a curated record. The transcript is spliced from 4 exons.
AGGUUUGCGAAUUGCUUGCGAACUGUUCGCGGUACAGACGCUUUGUGUUUGUCUCUUGUUCGCAAUCGGUUGUUUUUAACCAAGUUCAGAAAACAAAUCUCGGUGAAAUUAAGCGUCGAUCACAUUCUAAUGAAUUAUGAGUAAUUAGAGAUUUUGCCAUCAGAGAGAUUUAUCAUUCAAAAAUGGUAAAAAGAUGUGCGUGGGGGACUUGCAAAAGUGACACAAGAUACCCCGAUCGGGUCGAAGGCGUGGCGUUCUUUCCUUUUCCCAAACCAAAGACAGAUCUUCAGAAAUGUCAUGAGUGGAUUCGGCUAUGUGGGAAACCUCAUCACGAGCUGAACUUUUACACCAUUUCCAAGCACACAUACGUCUGUUCAAAGGUCAUUUUUUUCAUUCACUGUGCAAAUGUAUGUUGUCAUUCUCAAAGCACUUUGUGAAUGGAGGCCCAAAUGAGGAGUUCCCAAACCCUAUGAGUGCUACCGACGGUGGCAAGACCCCCAAACCAUUCAGACCUCCAAAGAAAAGGCAGAGAUGUGACAACUUGGAGACCAAAAAGGAGAGCUCUGGGAUCACCAAUAUGAGCGCAAAGGCCAUACCAACCAAAUACAGAGAUAUUCCCUGUGAAGACCAUUUCAUCCCUACAGAAGAAGUGAUAGGGGUGUGCAACAAUUCAGAAUUCGAAGUGGAACGUUUGAGGAAGAUGGUCAGCAGCCAGGCUGAAACCAUAGAACACCUUAGAAAGCAGCUUAGAAUGUCUGACUUGAAGCACACCAGAGUGACACCCGAAUCAAUCAAUGAUAGUAAAAUACCCAAUUAUUUUGAAUAUUGUACUGGGUUCACUUUUGAGCAAUUUAAUAAUCUAUGCACUCUCCUCAGGGUGCCUAGUGACAGAGCAAUCCCACAAAGAGUCGUCCCUCUCACGUACAAAGAAGAAACCUUGGAUACAAUAAACCUGCCCAUACGUAGCCAGUUCCUGCUGGCUUUAAUGAAGUUACGCAACAACUAUGACAUGAAAGAUCUGGCAUUCAAGUUCGGCAUCAGUGUGGAGAGUGUCAGUGUCAUUUUCAAUGCCUGCAUCAAUGACAUGUUCCACAGGCUGGGUGAGAUUUCAAUAUGGCCACACAGGGAUUUCAUUUCAGCCAACAUGCCUGAAAACUUUAAGAAGGAUUUCCCAACCACAUUUGCCAUACUAGCCUGCACAGAGCUGAAAAUUGAAAGGCCAACAUCACUGCAGCUCCAAAAUCAGAGCUACUCUGAUUAUAAAUCUGCAAACAGUCUUAAAGGGUUGAUUGCCUGUGAUCCUCGUGGAUCUGUAAUAUUUGUCUCUCCACUUUUCACUGGUUCCAUAUCAGACAGAGACAUUUUCAAGCACUGUUACAUUACCAAGCAGCUCACUCGCCUCAUUCAGGAUGGCUACCUAGAGCCUGGUGAUGGCAUUAUGGCUGACAAGGGGCUUCUCAUAGGGAAAGAUAUUGAGAAAAUUGGCCUGCAUCUCAAUAUACCUCCAUUUGCAAAGGCCAAUGCACAGAUGCCUGCAUCUGAUGUGGAGAGGACAAAAACAUUCGCGAAGCACAGAGUACACGUAGAGCGAUGCAUUGCAAAAAUAAAAAAAUUCAAAAUUGUGUCGGGUAGAAUACCUAAUUCAAUGCUUGGGAACAUAAAUCGGAUCUGGUUUGUUGUCAGCCUCCUGUCAAAUUUUCAGUCUCACGUUUUGAUAGAUGAUCUCUCUCACUCUACAUAGGGUUUACCUGAUAACGCAAACCACUCCCUAACAAGUAGCUGUUCUCUCCCUCAACUAUCUCUACUGGGGGUUGGUUCGCAACAUAACUUAUUGGAGUCUUUGUCAUGCUUUUCAUAAGCUUUAAGUCUGCAGCUGUCAUCUCCAAACCUCUCCUGGGGAUGGGGGAAUUUUUUUGUCAUAUAUAUGAUAAUACAUGAACAUGUGUACAAUAAUAGUGGCAGUAAUUUUAAGUCAUGAAAAUCUUUUGUUCAUUUACAGUUUUUCAACUGAUGACACAAACCAAUCCAUGGUCUAAAAACAAUUAACACAGCCUUUGCAGUAUCAGUCACCUCUCCUGCACUCUUGGGAAACCUUAAUAAAUGCCUUUGUCAUCUCCCGCUUGGACUACUGCAGUGCCAUUCUCACGGUACUACUUACCAAACUGGUCAAUAAAGUACAAAUCAUCCAAAACUCAGUUGCACAAAUACUGACCUGAACCAACUCCCUAAGCCCACAUCACUCCCAUCCUUAGCCAGCUUUACUGGCUGCCCAUUCUAUGACAUAGAAUUCAAACUCCUCCUAACUUAAAAAGCUCUUGAUAACCUUGCUCCUACAUGCUACCUCACAACCCUUCCUUCAGUUUGGAGGAGCGUGCCAUGUCAGUUGAGGAAAAACUAUUUACUUUUUACAUAAAGAUGUAAACAUCCAUGAUGUAAAUGUUCAUAUCAAGAACUACUGAAUAACAAGGAUUAAAUAAAUAAUGGUUUUCACUUAA